CGUGGAUCAGAGAGAAGCAGGGACUGCUCUUGGCCGGAGCCGGCGCCAGGAGUGGGUGGCGCGAUGAGCGGUUGGAUGGCGUGGGGCCGAGCGCAGCGGGCUGCGGCCCUGGGCCUAGCGCUGCUCAGCUUCGGGCUGGGCCUGGAGGCCGCCCCGACCUCGACCCCGACCUGGUCCUUGACCCAGGCCCCAGGCCCCAGCACAGCCUCGUGCCCGCCCACCAACUUCCAGUGCAGGAGUGAUGGCCGCUGCGUGCCCCUCACCUGGCGCUGCGACGUUGACCAGGACUGCCUUGAUGGCAGCGACGAGGAGGAGUGCAGUACUGAGCCGUGUGCCCAGGACGGGCAGUGCAAGCCACCCACUGGCAGCCCCUGCUCUUGUGACAGCAUCGAUGACUGCCCUGAUGGCAUCAACAAGAAUGUUCUCAACUGCGGGCACCAGCCCUGCCCGGAGGGAGAGCUGCGCUGCCCGCUGGGCGGUUCCUGUAUCCCACGCACGUGGCUCUGCGAUGGCCACCCGGACUGUUCCGACUCCAGCGAUGAGCUUGGCUGUGGAACCAACACCCUCCAAGAAGGGAGUGCCACAUCCGUGGGGACCCCUGUGACCCUGGAGAGUGUCACUUAUCUCAGGAAUGCCACAGUUACCUCUGUCGGGGACCGGGACUCAGUUCAGUCUGGAAACCGAAGUGCCUAUGGGAUCAUUGCAGCUGCCGUGGUGCUAAGUGUAGGUCUGGCCGCCGCCAUCCUCUUCAUGUUGUCACGGCUCUGUGCCCAGGGACUCUUGUCCCCGCUGGGGCUGCUGGUGUCUGCGAAGGGGUCUCUGCAGUCAGAGAGGACGGCCUCAGUUCUCUGAGGAUGAUUUCUUGCUGCCACAUCACAUGGUCCCGAGUAUGGCAGGUAUGGGGACCCGCGCGUGGCUGUUGGCACAGCAGCCCCCAGACUUUGGUUCUUCUGGCCACGUGGCGCCAAGUACCUGAGCUCCUGCAGAUGUGACCCUGGAGGCUGGGAGCGUCCAGACCCUCCCCUGGACUCGAGGAGCCUGGAUGGGGAACGUGCCACAGCCAGAACCGAGGAGCUGGCCCUAGGUCGUUCCCGGGGUGGCCCCCUGCUCAGAUACUACUGUUGCCCCCUCCUGAGGGUGGUGAUUAA
Messenger RNA from Physeter macrocephalus (sperm whale), 1148 nucleotides. RefSeq names its product CD320 molecule (gene CD320). Gene Ontology annotation, cellular component: plasma membrane. The record is from RefSeq and is a predicted model, not a curated record. Gene Ontology annotation, molecular function: protein binding. Bases 64 to 852 code for a protein of 262 amino acids. NCBI's taxonomy places the organism in Eukaryota, Metazoa, Chordata, Mammalia, Artiodactyla, Physeteridae. The transcript has 5 exons.